Messenger RNA from Aphanomyces astaci, 443 nucleotides. RefSeq lists its product as hypothetical. NCBI's taxonomy places the organism in Eukaryota, Oomycota, Saprolegniomycetes, Saprolegniales, Verrucalvaceae. The transcript has 2 exons. Gene Ontology annotation, cellular component: dynein complex. Gene Ontology annotation, molecular function: dynein light intermediate chain binding; dynein intermediate chain binding. Bases 31 to 381 code for a protein of 116 amino acids. The record is from RefSeq and is a predicted model, not a curated record. Gene Ontology annotation, biological process: microtubule-based process.
CAUGAUUCGACGAUUUGAACAGUCGUAUCAAUGCCGCCGAUGGGAGAUCCAGUCGUUGCAAAUGCUGCUGCUGCCGAAGGAGGUGCGGAAGGAGGUGCAGCGGUGGAGCGGCGUACGCCAAAGAUCACCCUGAUGCGGGUGGAAAUGACGACGGCCAUGAAGGACGAUGCGAUCAAUCAUUUGGGUGAAUCGUUGGCCGCCAACGUGAUUGAAAAGGACAUUGCAACGGACAUGAAGAAGUUCUUUGACCAGAAGUACGGCCCUACGUGGCACUGCAUCGUUGGAAAGGCGUUUGGAUGCUCAGUGGCGUACGACACGCAGUUUUUGCUCUUCUUUCGGUUGGACCAGCUGUACAUGCUGCUCUUCAAGUCUACAGAGUAGACCCGCGACUGUAGUCGAGUGGAAAUUAAGUGUGUAAAAAUCAAGGAAUUUGGAGUAACCAA